Herpailurus yagouaroundi (jaguarundi) is the source of this 2461-nucleotide messenger RNA. RefSeq names its product chordin like 1 (gene CHRDL1). The transcript has 13 exons. Lineage: Eukaryota; Metazoa; Chordata; Mammalia; Carnivora; Felidae. The record is from RefSeq and is a predicted model, not a curated record. Gene Ontology annotation, molecular function: BMP binding. Gene Ontology annotation, biological process: negative regulation of BMP signaling pathway; cell differentiation. Bases 245 to 2050 code for a protein of 601 amino acids.
CGAUUUCUUAACUUUCGGGCCCCGGGAGCAGAAGUAGAGCCGCCGGGCCGGGGCGGAGACGGGGUGCGGGCUUGCAGCCGCUGCGUGCCCGCGGACUUCUCGCCUGCGCCGGGCGCCCGGCCUCUCCGGCCAAGUGGGGAGCGGGCGGCGGGCGGGCAGGUGGCCCCGGGCCGCCGCGCCCGCGCCUUGGCUCUGCCCCCGGGAGCCGAGCGAGCCGCUGCUCCCUCGUGGUGUGAGGGCGGUGAUGUUUUUCCUCCCACCCACUUUUGAGUGCCCCCUCCCCCCUCGCGCGCACUCUAGCUCUCGCCACAACCUGCGAGCCCCAGACCUCGGAGGAGCGCCCCGGGGAGCUCGGAGCGCGUGCACGCGUGGAAGACGGAGCAGGCCAGUGGCCAGGAGCUUGAAUAUACCGGGCCCUGACAGUUUUGAGCGGCCUCUUGCAGUGACCAAAAUGAGAAAAAAGUGGAAAGUGGGGGGCACAAAGUGCAUCUUUUCCUUGUUGCUGUUCUUUCUUUUCCUAGAAGGAAGCAAAACAGAGCAAGUAAAACAUUCAGAGACAUAUUGUGUGUUUCAAGACAAGAAGUACAGAGUGGGUGAGAGAUGGCAUCCUUACCUGGAACCUUAUGGGUUGGUUUACUGUGUGAACUGCAUCUGCUCAGAGCUGGAGCCAGAAAGGCUAGAAACACCACAAAGCCAGGCCAGGAGGAGCUUUUGUCCACAGUUGGCGGGAGGCUUUGAAAACGAGAGCAGUGGUGACCCCAGCUUCAGAAAGAUAUGCCAGCCAGCUAUCCACCAACCCAGCAGACGUGCUAGUGAUGAGAAAAGGGAAGAAAAUGCUGAUUUCAUUCAGCUCCUUGGGAAUGCGUCAUUCGCUGUCUGGAAUGGGAAUGUGCUUUGCAGCCGAGUCAGAUGUCCAAGCCUUCACUGCGUCUCCCCUGUGCAUAUUCCACAUCUGUGCUGCCCGCGCUGCCCAGAAGACUCCUUACCCCCAGCGAACAACAAGGUGACCAGCAAGUCAUGUGAGUACAACGGGACCACUUACCAACAUGGUGAGCUGUUCAUGGCUGAAGGGCUCUUUCAGAACCGGCAACCCAAUCAAUGCACCCAGUGCAGCUGUUCGGAGGGAAACGUGUAUUGUGGUCUCAAGACUUGCCCCAAGUUAACCUGUGCAUUCCCAGUCUCUGUUCCGGAUUCCUGCUGCCGGGUGUGCAGAGGGGAUGGAGAAUUGUCGUGGGAACAUUCUGAUGGUGAUAUCUUCCGGCAACCUGCCAACAGAGAAGCAAGACAUUCUUACCACCGAUCUCACUACGACCCCCCACCAAGCCGACAGGCUGGAGGUCUGCCCCGCUUUCCCGGGGCCAGAAGCCACCGAGGAGCUCUCAUGGAUUCCCAGCAAGCAUCGGGCACCAUUGUGCAAAUUGUCAUCAACAACAAACACAAGCACGGACAAGUGUGUGUUUCCAAUGGAAAGACUUACUCCCAUGGCGAGUCCUGGCACCCCAAUCUCCGGGCAUUUGGCAUUGUGGAGUGUGUGCUGUGCACUUGCAAUGUCACCAAGCAAGAGUGUAAGAAAAUCCACUGCCCCAACCGGUACCCCUGCAAGUAUCCUCAAAAAAUAGAUGGAAAGUGCUGCAAGGUGUGUCCAGGUAAAAAGGCAAAAGAAGAACUUCCGGGCCAAAGCUUUGACAGUAAGGGCUACUUUUGUGGAGAAGAAACCAUGCCUGUGUAUGAAUCUGUGUUCAUGGAGGAUGGGGAGACCACCAGAAAAAUAGCCCUGGAGACCGAGAGACCACCUCAGGUGGAGGUGCACGUUUGGACCAUCCGAAAGGGCAUCCUCCAGCACUUCCAUAUUGAGAAGAUCUCCAAGAGGAUGUUUGAGGAGCUCCAUCACUUCAAACUGGUGACCAGGACAACGCUGAGCCAGUGGAAGAUCUUCACCGAAGGAGAAGCUCAGAUCAGCCAGAUGUGUUCGAGUCGUGUGUGCAGAACUGAGCUUGAAGAUUUGGUCAAGGUUUUGUACCUGGAAAGGUCUGAAAAGGGCCACUGUUAGACGAGACAGGCGGUAUUGGAUAGGAUAGAGCAAGAAAAAUCAAGCCGCAGCUGGACUGCAGGCUUAUUUUGCUUAAGUCAACAGUGCCCUAAAACCCCAAACUCAAAUGCAGUUUAUUAUUCACGCCAUGCACAGCAUAACUUGCUCCUUUUAUGUGUCAGUCCUUAAACAUGUCCUCCAAAGAGACUGGGAGAGUCUUGAAUUAUUUGUGGGAGGAAGAGGGAUAGAACACCACAGCACUGCUCUAAGUUUCUGGGAGAAUCACAUUUCUUUACAGGUUAAAGAGUAAACAAAACCCUAGGGUUUCUAUCUAGAAAGUUAUUCCAGUGAAAGAAACAGGAGAGAAAUGCUUAGUAGGAGUUCUGUAGUACAGAGAAAAUAUUUGUAUGAAAUCAUACUCUUUGAGUUUUA